AUGGCCAGAACCAAGCAGACAGCCCGUAAGUCCACCGGCGGGAAAGCUCCCCGCAAGCAGCUGGCCACUAAGGCCGCCAGGAAGAGCGCCCCCGCCACUGGCGGAGUCAAGAAGCCUCACCGCUACCGGCCCGGGACCGUCGCUCUCCGGGAGAUCCGGCGCUACCAGAAGUCCACCGAGCUGCUCAUCCGGAAGCUGCCCUUCCAGCGCCUGGUGAGAGAGAUCGCCCAGGACUUCAAGACCGACCUUCGCUUCCAGAGCUCGGCCGUCAUGGCCCUGCAGGAGGCCAGCGAGGCUUACCUGGUCGGGCUCUUCGAGGACACCAACCUCUGCGCCAUCCACGCCAAGCGGGUCACCAUCAUGCCCAAGGAUAUCCAGCUGGCCCGCAGGAUCCGAGGGGAGAGGGCUUAGAUCUGCGCCCCGCACCCAACAAAGGCUCUUCUCAGAGCCGCCACCUCCUCCAGAGA
Molecule: messenger RNA, 467 nt
Organism: Bufo bufo (common toad)
Lineage: Eukaryota; Metazoa; Chordata; Amphibia; Anura; Bufonidae
Product: histone H3
Exons: 1
Coding region: 1-411 (136 amino acids)
Cellular component (GO): nucleosome
Molecular function (GO): structural constituent of chromatin; DNA binding; protein heterodimerization activity
Source: RefSeq, a predicted model, not a curated record